Messenger RNA from Ascoidea rubescens DSM 1968, 660 nucleotides. RefSeq lists its product as uncharacterized. The record is from RefSeq and is a predicted model, not a curated record. Lineage: Eukaryota; Fungi; Ascomycota; Saccharomycetes; Ascoideales; Ascoideaceae. The transcript has 2 exons. Bases 267 to 602 code for a protein of 111 amino acids.
AACAGCUGGAAAUCCUUUUAUAGUUUGGAUGAAGAAACAGUUAGGCAAUAUACUUUAGACAAAUUUGAAAGAGGGAAAAUACCGGAAAUUGCACCUCCGAUAAAAAUCUGCUAAUGGUGUAGGUGUCUCUUAUUAUUUCAUUAUGUUUGAUCCAAUCUGCUUUUCUGUGCACUUUUCUGGAAAUUCUUUGCACAUAAUGCUCUUUCCCUAGUAAUACCAGAUACACAUAUGUUUUAUUUUCGGGCCAUAUUCGCUGAAACGCCCUGAUGGCGCUAGGCCAGGGGCUGCCAUCGUGUCCAAAAACUCUGCCAUCGUAUCGAAUGAAGUUCUGCAAAAACUGGGCCCUAAAGGACAACCCUUUGGCACAGUUUUUUUGCAUCGCUUAUUUCCAGAGUGGAUGCACUUUUCAAACACUGAGAAACACCACCCUAGACUUUUCCGCACGUGACUCCCAUAAAAUUUUUUCCUUUUUUCUGAUCAAUAGCUUGAUCAAUUGUGCUGUGCCAUGCUUUGCGAGACAACUAUUUAAUCAGUUAUUGGUAUCAUUGGUGCUGCUAUCAAAUAUUUGGUUUUGCUUCUACAUCGUUGGUAAUAUGUUGUAGUGAUCAAUUAAAACAUUGAUUUGAACCGGAGAUUCCUAAUCUUAAUUGCUAAUAACCA